UCCUUCACAACUCAAGCUUGAAGGACUAAAACAAGAUCUUGUAAGCUUGCUCUUCUUAUUAGGUCCUUCUUGCCUCCCUUUUUAAAGAAAACUUUGAUUGUUUCAAAAGCGCCAAGGAUAAUAUGUCUCCAGCAGCUGCCCCGAAAAACGCCAUCGAGUCGAUCGACGCCCCGAAGAGGGCGUACGUGACGUUCUUGGCUGGUAAUGGUGACUAUUGGAAAGGUGUAGUUGGAUUGGCAAAGGGUCUCAGAAAGGCCAAAGCCGCCUACCCUCUCAUUGUUGCUGUCCUUCCUGAUGUUCCUGAAGACCAUCGUCAAAUUCUCGAGUAUCAGGGUUGUAUCGUCCGCGAGAUCGAGCCUGUUUAUCCUCCGGAAAAUCAGACCCAAUUUGCCAUGGCAUAUUACGUUAUCAAUUACUCAAAGCUCAGGAUCUGGGAGUUUGUGGAGUACGAGAAGCUGAUAUAUUUGGAUGGGGACAUCCAAGUGUUUGAAAACAUAGACCAUUUGUUUGAAAUGCCAAAUGGAUACUUCUAUGCAGUGAUGGAUUGCUUUUGUGAGAAGACAUGGAGUAAUUCUCCACAAUACAAAAUUGGGUAUUGCCAACAAUGCCCUGACAAAGUGAAAUGGCCUGUGGAGGAAAUGGGAAAUCCACCACCACUUUACUUCAAUGCUGGAUUUUUUGUGUAUGAACCUGAUCUUUUCACUUACAAGGAUCUUCUUGAGACUUGCAAGAACACUACUCCAACAUUGUUUGCUGAGCAGGACUUCUUGAACAUGUACUUCAACGACAUAUACAAGCCAAUUCCUCCCAUUUACAAUCUCGUCAUGGCCAUGCUGUGGCGUCAUCCCGAGAACAUCGACGUCGACAAAGUCAAAGUUGUCCACUACUGUGCAGCGGGAUCGAAACCGUGGAGGUACACAGGAAAAGAAGAGAAUAUGGACAGAGAAGACAUAAAAAUGUUGGUGAAGAAAUGGUGGGAAGUUUACGAAGAUGAAUCUUUGGAUUACCAAAAUGUUCUCAAAUCUGAAACUAAACAAGAAACUAAUCUCACACCUUUGAUCUCUGUGCUGUCUGAGGCUGAAGUUGUUAACCACAUCACAGCUCCUUCCGCUGCUUAAAUAUAUAUGUAUAUAUAAUUAUAUUUAUAUAUAAAUUAAUAUAUAUAAAUAUAUAUAUACACAUAUUAUAUGUAUUAUAUGAGUGUUUAUGGUGUGAGCCAAAUAUUAAUUAUGAUGAGUACUAAUUAAGUGGGUGCUUAAUUAAUUAAGCUUUUAUGUAUAGUAGCUUUGGUACUGGGGGCUGUGUGCAACUCCCAACCUUGUUCAUGGCUACACUUUAAAUUUCCAAAUUUUAUGAAAUAAGGCUGGUUUUAUCUGCCUUUCCUUUU
Benincasa hispida (wax gourd) is the source of this 1387-nucleotide messenger RNA. RefSeq names its product galactinol synthase 2-like. Gene Ontology annotation, molecular function: glycosyltransferase activity. The record is from RefSeq and is a predicted model, not a curated record. NCBI's taxonomy places the organism in Eukaryota, Viridiplantae, Streptophyta, Magnoliopsida, Cucurbitales, Cucurbitaceae.